Messenger RNA from Hipposideros armiger (great roundleaf bat), 1442 nucleotides. RefSeq lists its product as uncharacterized. Lineage: Eukaryota; Metazoa; Chordata; Mammalia; Chiroptera; Hipposideridae. The transcript is spliced from 4 exons. The coding region runs from base 820 to 1425 and encodes 201 amino acids. The record is from RefSeq and is a predicted model, not a curated record.
UGGUUUCAGUUGCAGCUAUUUCCAAAUGCCACUUUGGGGUAGAAAUCAAGAAUGGAAACAAUGUAUUUUUAGAAUUGGUAGGGCACCUGCCUCAAAAAUUCUUAUCUAUCAUAUCACCGUUAUAGAGUCCUUAUGUUUUAAAUAUCUCCUGAUGUAUUUUACUGAUAUGUUUGCUUGUUUGUCUUGUAGCCACUCCUACAUGUUGCUUCAUGGAAACAGAGUGCAAAUUCCAUCUAAGUCAGGACACAACAGAGGAGCAGUUCCUGUCAAACAGGAAUAUUGAAAACACUUCCAGUGAGAUAAGGAGCUAGAGAGAGGAACGGAGGGUAAUUGUUCAGAUGUGAGCAUUCCCUCACCUUGGUGCUGAACCUGUGGGAAUGUGUAAUUAGAAAUGACCAGAAAAUGUCAAGCCUCUUAGGGGAUUUCCAUGUUCAGAGAAAGAUGGUGUGACCCAGGGGGUAGUUCAGAAUGACUGAGGAAGGCAUCUACUCAAGGAGGGUGGGGGCUAGACUUCAGCCCCAUUCACAUUCGCAGAGCCAGUAUUUCCAGGACCCCAACAGGGAACGCUAAAAAGCUAAGAGACACUAGGGACUGUGAAAGCCCAGGGAUGGGACUUGGAGAUCAUAGAUAACAGGAACUCUAGGCCUCGGCCACAGCUGUGUCCAUGAUGUCCAAAGGGGUGACCACUCAAUGAACCUGCACAGGACACCCAGUGACCAGUACAGAAUUGAUUGCAGAGACAUUGCAGGCAACCCCUGUGAAAGGGUUGUUCGACCCCCAAAGGGGUCAUGACCCACAGGUUGAGAAACGCUGCCUUGAAUGGACAAAUGUAAUUUCUUUAUUCUACCAUCAAGCAGGAGCUGGGGUGGAGCAGAAAAGAAGCAAGGACAGAAAAAAGAAGAAAACGUCUCCAGUCGUUAUUUACUCUGCAUUCAGAGAUGCUGUUUUGCUGUUUCCGGGCUGUCCCUGGUGUCCUGGUUUGGAGGCAGCCAAAGCAGGACCCAGAAGCUCUACCUGGUUGUCCCUCCUGCACAAAGCAAAGCCGUGGCCAUGAGCAGCACACGUCCUGUGACACAGAAACUUCCAAGUGCACAGCUGGCUUUUUAUGUUGGUUCCAGGACCGGCUACAUCAUUUGUGGAGCCCAGUGCAAAAUGAAAAUGUGGGGAACCCUGUUUAAAAAUCAUUAUGAACGUCAAGGUAGUGACAGCAGAACAUUAAACCAAGCUCAGAACCCGUCUGCGCGUGGGGCCCUGUGUGACUGCAGAGGUUGCACAUCUGUGGUGCUCACCUCAUCUUCUGCUAAGUCCUUCUCUGACCUUAGAGCACCAGCUCUGUGUAGCCAGAAUGCCACUAACCCAGUUACCAUUUUAGCUGCUUUUCUGCAACCUUUGUUUCUUAGCAUCCUGACUGUCUCAGUCAUAUAAAAUGUCAUUUAUAUUCA